AUGAGUGCAGAACAAGACCCGCUACUGAGCGCUUUGGAGGGAAACUCUGGUGAAAGUGGAAAUUCUGAAAACAAUGCAAACAACAGCAACACUGCGACCAUAGAUCCGCAACAACAAGCCCAGGACUUGGCACAGGAAGCACGCCAGCGUGCUUUGUCGAGUUUCCGGAAAAAAAUCGCAGAACACAGACGUUACGAAGAUCAAUUGAAGAGCAAACGUCAGGGGAUUCGCGAUAUGGAAAAGGAAUACGAACGCACCGAAGCAGACAUCAGAGCGCUACAAAGUAUUGGCCAAUUGGUCGGUGAAGUGAUGAAGGAGCUUUCGGAGGAAAAAUACAUUGUCAAGGCUUCAUCAGGCCCCCGUUAUAUUGUAGGUGUGCGUAACAGUGUGGACCGUCAAAAACUCAAAAAGGGUGUACGUGUGACUCUGGACAUAACAACUCUCACAAUCAUGCGUGUUUUGCCUCGUGAGACAGACCCGCUUGUUUACAAUAUGACCUCAUUCGAACCAGGCGAGAUCACUUUCGAAGGUAUCGGUGGUUUGACAGAGCAGAUCCGCGAACUACGUGAGGUGAUAGAACUACCUUUGAAAAACCCAGAAAUAUUCCAAAGAGUGGGUAUCAAGUCCCCCAAGGGUGUUUUGCUGUAUGGGCCUCCCGGUACCGGUAAGACCCUGCUGGCAAAAGCCGUUGCCGCCACAAUUGGUGCUAAUUUCAUCUUUUCGCCUGCAUCGGGAAUUGUUGACAAGUACAUCGGUGAGUCUGCACGUAUCGUUCGUGAAAUGUUUGCAUACGCCAAGGAACACGAACCUUGCAUCAUAUUCAUGGAUGAAAUCGAUGCCAUUGGUGGUCGGAGAUUUAGCGAAGGUACAUCUGCGGAUCGUGAAAUUCAGCGUACGCUUAUGGAAUUGCUCACACAGAUGGAUGGUUUCGACAACCUGGGACAGACCAAAGUUAUUAUGGCCACAAAUAGACCGGACACACUUGACCCUGCUUUACUGAGACCCGGGAGAUUGGAUCGGAAAAUCGAAAUUAGUCUACCUAACGAGGCUGGAAGACUUGAAAUUUUCAAGAUUCAUAGCGCAUCCGUUAAAAAAGCUGGCGAGUUUGAUUUUGAAGCCGCAGUAAAGAUGAGUGAUGGUUUCAACGGUGCUGAUAUUCGUAACUGUAUCACAGAAGCAGGAUUUUUCGCCAUUCGCGAUGACCGUGAAUACAUUAUCCAAGACGACUUGAUGAAAGCGGUGAGAAAAGUAGCCGAAGUUAAAAAGCUUGAAGGUAAAAUCGAGUAUCAAAAGCUAUAA
Lachancea lanzarotensis is the source of this 1299-nucleotide messenger RNA. It is a transcript of the gene RPT4, whose product is annotated as LALA0S01e04500g1_1. The transcript has a single exon. The coding region runs from base 1 to 1299 and encodes 432 amino acids. NCBI's taxonomy places the organism in Eukaryota, Fungi, Ascomycota, Saccharomycetes, Saccharomycetales, Saccharomycetaceae. Gene Ontology annotation, biological process: positive regulation of RNA polymerase II transcription preinitiation complex assembly. The record is from RefSeq and is a predicted model, not a curated record. Gene Ontology annotation, molecular function: proteasome-activating activity; ATP binding; ATP hydrolysis activity. Gene Ontology annotation, cellular component: cytosolic proteasome complex; proteasome regulatory particle, base subcomplex.